AUGGGAUGGACAGCACCCCCGACUCGCCGCGAAGUCUCGCUUCUCCUCUUCUGUCUCACUGCAUUUAUCCUUGGGUACAAUCUUGAAGUCUCGUUGUCUACCGUGGGUCUGGAUGCCCCGACGCGAGCAACAUUCUCGAAGAAAAUUGGUGUGGGCGGGGAUCCGGGGCUGGAGAGGGACGGGCGGAAACCGAGAGCGUGGCGGGACCGGCUGGAGAGGGAGGUUGUGGGGGACUGGGAGUGGGAUGAGGGAGAGGUUUUGCACACGUGGGGCGAGGACAAGGAAGGGAGCUGGGAGAGGUACGGGUAUAACUUUAGUGAUCUAAGGGACUCGGAUAUUACUUGGAGGAAAGCGGCGAGUAUGCUCGGAGCGCAAAGAGGCCUCGGAGAGGUACAGUUGCUGGGGCCGAUUAAUGUCGACGAAGGAAGGACGCACUGGGGGAGCGACGUGCCUAUGAGCCGAAUAGUAAGCCAUGUUCCAGGGUUCACAAUACUGGAUAACGCUGUUUAUGCCAACGGGACAAUGUUUAUCGUUAGCCCCAACGACCUGUCAGCACCACUUAGCAGCAUUGCCUCGUCCUCGACAAACCCUUCAGAACCUCCCAGUCACGCAGAGUGGCAGGUCAUAAGACCUGACGAUGCGGCUGCAAGAUUUGGCGACCAUGCCCAGAAAAUCAGUGGGGUUUCGUUUAUAUCCACGGACCCAUCAACUCUUCAAGAUAAUUACACCCUUAUCUCGCUAUGGCGAGCAUAUUCGACCCUCGAUCAAGAUCAAGACAUCACUUCGACAGGUUCUAGCACCCUCCCGCCACCCCUCCGCCUGAUCUACCCGAACAUCCAGACAUACUCCGACCACCAGAAACGCCCAGAGGCCGGCGACCCAGAAAUACCCCGCGUACGCUCUCGCAACGGCAUUCACCCCUUCCUCGUCAAGGCCGCCUUCCCCACCGCUGGGGUGUGGUACGCCGAAGACUGGGAGGACCUCAAGAAGACUGAAGUACCUUUCCUCCUGGAGCGCGUCGUCCUGCUCGAUCGGGCUGCGGCGCAGCGCUCAGGAUUGGAGAGCGGGCUGCCCUUCUGGGCGAACGCGUUCACGCGGAUGGAGGCGUCCCCGUACUGGUGGGCGCCCAUCCGGAAGACGCUUGCGGGGUUCCUGAGCGUGGACUUGGACGAAGAGGGUGCGGGCAAGGGGAGGAAGACUGCGAAAACGAAGCCGGUGAUUACGUAUAUUACGAGGCAGAACGAGGAGCAGGGGGCGAGGCUGCGUCCGCAGGACCACCAGCUGCUGGUGGAUGCGCUCCGAGGAUUGGAGAAGCAUUAUGGGUACGAGGUCCAUGUGGUUUCGCGCGAGACGGAAUGGAAGGACAGGAUGAGCGCCAUUUUACGAUCAUCGAUGAUUCUCAGUGUUUACGGCGACCAUCUCGCGGAUGCCGUCUUCAUACAGCCAUGGCCACGCUCUAUGGUCAUGGAAUUCUUCCCGCCGGAUACGUUCGUCCGCGAUAGAGAAUUACCCGCGAAGAGCAUGGGAGUUCAAUACAUGGCUUGGUGGUAUGGCAGGAAAUUCUCCGGCGAUUCGUUACCGUCAUCAACACGACUGCCUGACCAGACGCAAAGACAAGAGAUAGCUCUUGAUGCGUCAGCCGUGGCUCAGGCUGUCCGGGAAGAAUUGUCUCGGAAGCCAUGA
This is a messenger RNA of Gloeophyllum trabeum ATCC 11539, 1683 nucleotides long. RefSeq lists its product as uncharacterized. The record is from RefSeq and is a predicted model, not a curated record. The coding region runs from base 1 to 1683 and encodes 560 amino acids. Lineage: Eukaryota; Fungi; Basidiomycota; Agaricomycetes; Gloeophyllales; Gloeophyllaceae. The transcript is spliced from 6 exons.